AUGAUCGGAAGAAUCAGUCAGCCACUUCUCAACACUUCACAAAAAUUCAUGGCGCCGGCCGCUAGAAACCUGAUGCUCCACGAGCACCACGGAAUGAAGAUUCUUCAAGACUACGAGAUCAAGGUGCCACCAUUCGGUGUCGCCCAAGACGCCACAACCGCUUUGAAUGAGGCCAAGAGAAUCGGAGGAAAGGACUACGUCGUGAAGGCUCAAGUUCUUGCCGGAGGACGUGGAAAGGGACGUUUCUCGUCCGGACUUCAAGGAGGAGUUCAAAUUGUUUUCACACCAGAAGAGGUGAAACAGAAGGCUGAGAUGAUGAUUGGAGCUCAUUUGAUUACCAAGCAGACCGAUCAUCGCGGAAAGAAGUGCGAAGAGGUGAUGGUGUGCAAACGUCUCUUCACCCGUCGUGAAUACUACUUCUCGAUCACCCUCGACCGUAACACCAACGGGCCAAUUGUCAUCGCUUCAUCCCAAGGAGGCGUUAACAUUGAGGAGGUCGCUGCCACCAACCCAGACGCCAUCGUCAAGAUGCCAAUUGAUGUCAACGUCGGAAUCACCAAGGAGCUCGCUCAUGAGAUUGCUGUGAAGAUGGGAUUCUCGAAGGACUGCGAGCAACAAGCAUCCGAGAUCAUCGAGAAACUCUACAAAAUGUUCAAGGGAUCCGACGCCACCCUUGUCGAAAUCAACCCAAUGGCCGAGGAUGUCAACGGAGAUGUUUAUUGCAUGGACUGCAAACUUCUUCUCGACUCCAACGCCGAAUUCCGUCAAGCCAAGCUUUUCGAUCUUAAGGACAAGAAGCAAGAGGAUGAGCUUGAGGUGAUAUACGACUUACUUACGGGCAAGUAUACGACUAUUGAUUUCAACGUCGGAUGCAUGGUGAACGGAGCCGGACUCGCGAUGGCCACUAUGGACAUUAUCAAGUUGCAUGGAGGAGAACCAGCCAACUUCCUCGACGUCGGAGGUGGUGCCACCGUUGAGCAAGUCACUGAAGCCUUCAAGAUUAUCACCGCCGACAAGGACAAGGUCUCAGCAAUUCUCGUCAACAUCUUCGGAGGAAUCAUGCGUUGCGACGUCAUUGCUCAAGGAAUCAUUCAAGCCGCCAGAGAGUUGGACCUCAAGAUUCCAAUUGUUGUCAGACUGCAAGGAACAAAGGUCGAAGACGCCAAGGCUCUCAUUGCUACCUCUCAACUCAGAAUCCUUCCUUGCGAUAACCUCGACGAAGCUGCCAAGAUGGUCGUGAAGCUCUCCAACAUUGUCGAUCUUGCCCGUGCCACCAAUGUCGAUGUCAAAUUCGAGCUCUCUAUCUAA
This is a messenger RNA of Caenorhabditis briggsae, 1308 nucleotides long. It is a transcript of the gene Cbr-suca-1, whose product is annotated as Protein CBR-SUCA-1. The record is from RefSeq and is a predicted model, not a curated record. Gene Ontology annotation, molecular function: metal ion binding; ATP binding; succinate-CoA ligase (ADP-forming) activity. The transcript has 7 exons. NCBI's taxonomy places the organism in Eukaryota, Metazoa, Nematoda, Chromadorea, Rhabditida, Rhabditidae. Bases 1 to 1308 code for a protein of 435 amino acids. Gene Ontology annotation, biological process: succinyl-CoA metabolic process; tricarboxylic acid cycle. Gene Ontology annotation, cellular component: mitochondrion; succinate-CoA ligase complex.